Messenger RNA from Mollisia scopiformis, 1597 nucleotides. RefSeq names its product NAD/FAD-binding-like protein. The record is from RefSeq and is a predicted model, not a curated record. Bases 1 to 1515 code for a protein of 504 amino acids. The transcript has 3 exons. Gene Ontology annotation, molecular function: oxidoreductase activity. Lineage: Eukaryota; Fungi; Ascomycota; Leotiomycetes; Helotiales; Mollisiaceae.
AUGAAUAAUCCAAUUGAGCCCUCGGUGAGCAAAAAAGUCGCUGUGAUUGGCAGCGGCUGUUCUGGCAUUGCGGCUUUAUGGGCCUUGAAAGGGACAAACCAUGAUGUGUACUUGUAUGAGGCAGACGGUCGACUCGGUGGACACACCAACACGGUGCAAUGGAAAGCUGGCAAGUAUUCCGUAGAUGUCGACACUGGAUUUAUUGUACUCAAUACGGCUACCUAUCCUAAUUUCAUCAAUUUUCUUAAGCACCUGAACAUUACGACUGAGCCAACUAGCAUGGCCCUUGGGGUGUCACGAGAUUAUGGGUCAUUUGAAUGGGCUGGUAAGAGCUUGGCCUCUGUAUUUUGCCAAACCAAGAAUCUCUUUUCUCUCAAGAUGUGGCGCAUGUUGUUCGAUAUUGUUCGAUUCAAUCAAUUCGCCCUGGAUGUCUUGAUCAACGCAGACAUAGAUGCAGGCAAUGGCGGCACCGAGACGAUUGGAGAGUACCUUGACAAGCAUGGCUACUCGCAUGCAUUCCGAGACGGGUAUUUAAUUCCAAUUACAGCUGCUGUCUGGAGCACAAGCCCAGACAAGUGCAUACACCAAUUUCCGACACUAACGUUGAUCAGGUUUCUAUGGAAUCAUCAUAACCUUUCGACCAUUUCUGCUCAGCCAGAGUGGCUCACAUUGAAAGAUGGAUCUAGAUCAUACAUUGACGCCGUCAUGAAAGACUUCCCAUCUGAUCAUGUGUUCCUCAAUAGCCCAGUACAACGGGUUGAGAAUAACGCAAGCGGUCGUGUCGUGCUGUACCUAGAAGAUGGCCGCACAGACACCUUCAACCAUGUUAUUCUGGCUACGCAUGGUGGCCAGGCGUUAUCGAUACUGGGCUCUUCGGCAAAAGAUGAAGAACGGUCUAUUCUCUCUUGCUUCAAGACAUCGCAGAAUGAGGUUUUACUGCACUCUGACCUGACACAUAUGCCUCAAAGGCGCAACGCUUGGUGCAGCUGGAAUUACAUGACUCUUUCGCCCAAAUCAGAGGCCUACACCGAUACAGUUUCUUUGACGUACAACAUGAACAUCCUACAGCAUAUCCCAGAAAACAAAUUUGGACACAUCCUAGUGACGUUGAACCCGCUCCAUCGGCCUGACCCUGCGCUGACUCAAGGUCGUUAUCUCUACUCGCACCCGCUAUACACGUCAAAAGCGGUACGGGCUCAGAAGCAAUUGCCAUGUAUCCAAAAUGUGCGAGGAAUCAGCUAUGCCGGAGCAUGGACAAAUUAUGGCUUUCACGAAGAUGGAUUUAGCAGCGGUCUGCGAGUUGCGCAAGACCAUCUAGGCGUAAGGCUUCCAUUCGACUUAGUCGACUCCACAUUCAGCAGGGGCAAGAAACCAGAGCUAGGCAUAGUUGACUAUCUUCUGCGCUUCGUUAUCAUUCUUGUUCAAGUGCUUGUUGUUCAAACUUUGGAGCUACUAGCAGGUGUCAAAAGACGGCCAGAAGGCAAGCAGAUGCUUGAAGGGGUAAAGCAGAGAUGAAUUUGCAGGGGCUAUGGACAACAUACAAGACAGCCAUCCUUUAGAAAACUGGUGCGGCGUCAAUGAUCCAGUUUGUGCUGAC